AUGGCGUCUGUUGCGACGACCGAGCCGAGUUUAAACCCGGGUGCAAUAUCUACACCAGAAUCUGUUGUACCAGCGUGUAUGUUUGCUCCCGACCCAGGAUGUGACGAAGACCCAUCCACUGCAGAAUGCUUCGAAGGGGGGCACAGUCUCAAUGGCGAGACCGCGGAUCAUUUGGACCUCACUAGCAAGUUGGCCCUGGUGAGCCCCACUGGAGAACAGUAUGACUCGUUACUACGCCAGCUCAGAGAGCGAAUGGAUGAGGGCUGUGGAGAGACCAUUUAUGUGGUUGGCAUGGGUUCAGAUGGUGGAGAUUAUGGUCUGAAUGAGAAGGAUAUGGAGGCCUCUGUUGCCACGGUGCAGUCUAUGUGCGAGCAGAUUGAGGCGGACCUCAUCUUGUUGAGGGAGCGCAGUGAGACGGGCGGUCGAGUCCGGGACUUCCUCAUCCGCCGCCGCGUGGGCGAGGCAGACUUCUUGGAGGUCAGAGUGGCAGUGGUAGGGAACGUGGAUGCUGGUAAGAGUACACUCCUGGGUGUGCUUACCCACGGGGAGCUGGAUAACGGUCGCGGUUUCGCCCGUCAGAAGCUCUUUCGACACAAACAUGAAAUGGAGAGCGGACGAACCAGCAGCGUGGGCAACGACAUCUUGGGCUUUGACCAGGAGGGCCAAGUGGUCAACAAACCCGACAGCCACGGAGGCAGUUUGGACUGGACCAAGAUCUGCGAGCGUUCCUCCAAAGUUAUCACCUUCAUUGAUCUGGCAGGCCACGAGAAAUACCUCAAGACCACUGUGUUUGGCAUGACAGGCCACCUGCCAGACUUCUGUAUGCUGAUGGUGGGCAGUAAUGCAGGAAUUGUUGGAAUGACAAAGGAGCAUCUUGGCUUGGCCUUGGCACUCAAUGUGCCUGUGUUUGUAGUAGUCACCAAAAUAGACAUGUGUCCUGCCAAUAUUUUACAAGAGACUCUGAAGUUGUUACAACGGUUACUUAAGUCCCCUGGCUGCCGGAAAAUUCCUGUCCUGGUGCAAAACAAAGAUGACGUCAUUGUCACUGCCUCCAACUUUAGCUCUGAGAGGAUGUGUCCCAUUUUCCAGAUCUCUAAUGUAACAGGAGAAAACAUGGAUCUUCUAAAGAUGUUUCUUAACCUGCUGUCCUCCAGAACAUCGUGUAAAGAUGAUGAGCCUGCUGAAUUCCAGAUAGAUGACACUUACUCAGUACCGGGCGUGGGCACAGUAGUGUCAGGAACUACGUUACGCGGAUUGAUACGACUUAAUGACACCCUGUUACUCGGCCCUGACCCUCUGGGAGCUUUCAUUCCUAUCGCUGUGAAAUCCAUCCACCGGAAAAGGAUGCCAGUGAAGGAGGUGCGAGGAGGUCAGACAGCUUCAUUCGCUCUGAAGAAGAUCAAACGCUCCUCCAUCCGAAAGGGCAUGGUCAUGGUCUCCCCCAAACUCAAUCCACAGGCAUCAUGGGAGUUUGAGGCAGAGAUACUAGUACUUCACCACCCCACCACCAUUUCACCCAGAUAUCAGGCCAUGGUUCAUUGUGGUAGCAUAAGACAGACAGCCACCAUCCUGAGCAUGAACAGAGACUGUUUACGUACAGGAGACAAAGCCACCGUCCACUUCCGUUUUAUAAAGACACCCGAGUAUCUCCACACUGAUCAGAGACUGGUCUUCAGAGAGGGCAGGACCAAGGCCGUGGGGACAGUUACGAAGCUGCUGAAAUCUACCACUAACCAGGCAUCUCAUGCUAAGACUCAGCAAGUGAAGAUGCAGUCCUCCAAGAAGGCUGAUGGAUUAACAGCCGUCAGCGAGGAGACAGCACAAUCAGGAAGUAGCUCACAAUCAGCACAGCAGCCCAAGGCCGGCGGAGGAGGAGGAGGAGGAGGUCGACGGCGAGGAGGCCAGAGACACAAAGGCAAAUCUCUUAACUCCCCAACCACCAGCGCCGCCUCCGCGACACCCGCCGGAGCGGUGGGAACCAGCUAAAGCUUCUCCUCUUCUCCUUUCCUCUCCUCCU
This is a messenger RNA of Chanos chanos (milkfish), 2017 nucleotides long. Its product is annotated as GTP-binding protein 1-like. Gene Ontology annotation, biological process: translational elongation. Gene Ontology annotation, molecular function: GTP binding; GTPase activity; translation elongation factor activity. The coding region runs from base 1 to 1986 and encodes 661 amino acids. The record is from RefSeq and is a predicted model, not a curated record. NCBI's taxonomy places the organism in Eukaryota, Metazoa, Chordata, Actinopteri, Gonorynchiformes, Chanidae. The transcript is spliced from 11 exons.